Molecule: messenger RNA, 2472 nt
Organism: Phyllostomus hastatus (greater spear-nosed bat)
Lineage: Eukaryota; Metazoa; Chordata; Mammalia; Chiroptera; Phyllostomidae
Gene: RAB3IL1
Product: RAB3A interacting protein like 1
Exons: 11
Coding region: 529-1473 (314 amino acids)
Biological process (GO): exocytosis
Cellular component (GO): Golgi to plasma membrane transport vesicle
Molecular function (GO): guanyl-nucleotide exchange factor activity
Source: RefSeq, a predicted model, not a curated record
CCCCCUUGGCCACGUGACCCCCGAGGGCAGGGUAGGGGCUGAGCUGGGGUCCCGGACGGACGGACUGGGGCCAGGACUGACAGGCAGCGGGACAGGCCAGCUGGCCCGGGGUGGAGUCCGCAGCGGCGGGGGACACGGCAGGGACGCAGUGCUAGGAGAUCUCUGAGGCGGCGGGGACAAACGCCCGGGCGCCCCGAAGCUCCGGGAUGUGGAGCGGGAACCUUCUGGAUGGACCAGGCUGCCACGCUGACUGCCCCCCCACCAUGAUCCUCAGCAGUCUCACUUCUUUCACGAGCCUUUGAGUCCCCGGGGCCCAGCCGGGUGCGGAGCACAAAGCAGCCCCACCCGGAUGAGGGCCACCCACCGCCCCUCGAAGCUGUCCCCGUCUCCUGGAAGAGCGUGGGCUCCUGCAGAAGCCUCAGGGAGCCGCCGGGAGGCCUAGCGGAGACCCCCGCAGGGGAGGAGGCCCCCGGCCAGGAGGGCCCGGCAGCCGCCCAGCUGGACGUGUCGCGCCUUCGCAGCUCGUCCAUGGAGAUCCGAGAGAAGGGCUCGGAGUUCCUGAAGGAGGAGCUGCACAAAGCCCAGAAGGAGCUAAAGCUGAAGGAUGAGGAGUGCGAGCGGCUGUCCAAGGUCCGGGAGCAGCUGGAGCAGGAGCUGGAGGAGCUGACGGCCAGCCUCUUCGAGGAAGCCCACAAGAUGGUUCGAGAAGCGAACAUGAAGCAGGCGGCGUCAGAGAAGCAGCUGAAAGAGGCUCGGGGCAAGAUUGACAUGCUGCAGGCGGAGGUGACAGCCCUGAAGACACUGGUCAUCACCUCCACGCCAGCCUCUCCCAACCGCGAGCUCCACCCGCAGCUACUGAGCCCCACCAAGGCCGGGCCCCGCAAGGGCCACUUACGUCACAAGAGCACCAGCAGCACCCUGUGCCCUGCCGUGUGCCCCGCUGCUGGCCACAUUCUCACGCCGGACAAGGAGGGCAAAGAGGUGGACACAACCCUGUUUGCAGAGUUUCAGGCCUGGAGGGAAUCGCCCACCUGGGACAAGAACAGCCCCUUCCUAGAAAGGGUGUACCGGGAGGACGUGGGCCCCUGCCUGGACUUCACCAUGCAGGAGCUCUCGGCGCUGGUUCGGGCUGCCGUGGAGGACAACACACUCACCAUCGAGCCCGUGGCUUCGCAGACACCGCCCACGGUGAAGGUGGCUGCGGUCGAAUACGGCAGCACCAACACCUGUGCCCUGAGCGGACUGGCCCGUGUCUGUCGCCACCGAAUCCGGCUUGGGGACUCCGAGAGCCACUACUACAUCUCGCCAUCCUCCCGGGCCAGGAUCACUGCUGUGUGCAACUUCUUCACCUACAUCCGCUACAUCCAGCAAGGCCUGGUGCGGCAGGACGCAGAGCCGAUGUUCUGGGAGAUCACGAGGCUGCGGAAGGAGAUGUCGCUGGCCAAGCUGGGCUUCUUCCCCCAGGAGGCCUAGGACCUGGCCCAGGCCGGAGCGGGGCUCAGAGCGGGAGCCAGUCCCUACCCCGAGUCUGACAGACGGACAGGAAGACAGGACCCUGCAGCCAGCCCUGAGCCAGAUGCUGAACAGAGGGAUAAAUGGCCAGGCUGUGGAGACAGCACUGAGCUGGUACCAAACGUCCAUCCCAGCACAGACAGGACCUCGUGAGACGACCCUUCUCUCUUCCCCAGCGGUACUACAGCCACCAGGAGGCUCUAGAAAGCACCAAAGACCGAGGAGCCUGGACCCAUCCUCAAGGGCUCAGCUUUUUUAGAGGGGACACCCAGGGCGGCCAGCACCCUUCACCCCCAGUUCCAGGAGCUGCUGCCUGCAGGUGCAUUGUUGCUGCCAUUUUCUCUGAAAGAAACCUUGCUCCUUGCUGGGUGGCCUGAUUUCCCCAGUUCCCAAGCCCUGAGCCACCAGCACCCCCUUGUGGCCAUCCCUUGCCUUAUUCCCAGGUGGCCUCCGCUUUGGACUGCCCCAGUGAGCCUGCCAUCCUAAGUGCCCAAGGGGCAGCGGUGCUAGGAUAGGCGGGCAGGGACUUCCACGCCAACUGGCAUCUGCUUGAGAACUGCCCCAGAGUUCCUAAGAUGGGUCAAGCCCCCCCCCCGACACACCCACUUGACUUUCCCCCUUCCCUCACGGAGCCCUGUGUUCCAGGACGCCAUGCCCCCACCCCUGGAAGGGGUGCUGGAAGGACUGGGGCACCUUCCUCCCAAAGCAAAACACAGACAGGGCCUCAGGACACCAAGCCUGUUUCCAGCUGUGGGCAGCCAUGCGGACGGCCGGGGCUGAGGUCGCCAAGCCCUGCGUCCAGGACUGGGGUGGGAUGAGCCGGACCUGGGCCCCCCUCCACCCCUCACAGCCCACGCGGGACCGGGGCACAACCUGGACACAUCCCUCACCAGGUCCGGGUUCCUCCUCUGGAUGGAAUGUAGCGCCAUCUCUAUUGAAUAAAGGAAGCCUUUGUUGGUA